AUGGCUGACACCAACGCCAACAGAAAGCCAAAGAGAUAUAUUACAGGCCAUAACGCCGAAGGCAAAGGCAUCAUCGAGGCAUGUGAUGAAGGCCACUGGAGGAAGAUUGACAACGACAUCGUUCGCUACAACGAGUUUUGGACCACAUCAACAUUUCCAAUCGAUAUCAGCAAUGACGACGCCCUGAACAGGGAGAAGGAGAUCUUGUCGUUGUCUCUCCCCAAUGGUACCGUCUUACGAAUGGUCGAUAGAUCUCCAGGAUCAUACUCUGCCAUGCAUCGUACACAGUCACUCGACUAUGGUGUGGUUAUUGAGGGUGAGAUGGAAUUGAUCAUGGAUUCCGGCGAGAGAGUCACCCUACAGAGGGGUGAUGUGUGCAUUCAGAGAGGCUCCAUGCAUCAAUGGAGAAACCCUGGCACCACUUGGAACCGUAUGUUGUUUGUGCUGAUCGACGCCUUGCCGUUGGAGGUUGCGGGACAGCGCUUCGAGGGCGAGACGGGAUAUGAGCAUGUCAAAGAGAUCGGAGCUCGUCUCUGA
Exophiala mesophila is the source of this 537-nucleotide messenger RNA. RefSeq lists its product as uncharacterized. The transcript has a single exon. Bases 1 to 537 code for a protein of 178 amino acids. The record is from RefSeq and is a predicted model, not a curated record. NCBI's taxonomy places the organism in Eukaryota, Fungi, Ascomycota, Eurotiomycetes, Chaetothyriales, Herpotrichiellaceae.